This is a messenger RNA of Ornithodoros turicata, 679 nucleotides long. RefSeq lists its product as uncharacterized. The record is from RefSeq and is a predicted model, not a curated record. NCBI's taxonomy places the organism in Eukaryota, Metazoa, Arthropoda, Arachnida, Ixodida, Argasidae. Bases 95 to 619 code for a protein of 174 amino acids. The transcript has 5 exons.
GACUUCCGCUGGGGCUAACAGCACAGAGAACACUGCAUUGUGCACGUAUUUGUGUCGCACUUGAGGCAUAUCAUUCGAGACGUGCUGGUGAACCAUGACUCCGCUAGCCACAUUCUUCACUGCAUGCUUGUUGUUAUGCGCCGUUCAUGGCAAAACAGCCAAAAAGAAGGAGACAGAAUGUAAGAGAGGCAGUGUAACUAAGGUCCUCGCAGCUUUGCAGGAGGAGACGUAUUACCUCACGCGUACAACGAAUACUACGCGGGAGCCCUGUUAUUUCCUGUCUAGUCAGGGGUUAAACGAAGAGUGCGUGUCCGGGACGCCAGUAAUGUACGGAUACAAGGAUGGCAAAAAAUGGGUUAACGUAACAGAAGGGGUCGCAGAGCAGAGAGACGAGAAAGUCCCGAAAGAGCAGAUAUUUCCUUCAGAUCUUCGUGGGCCACUGAGCGGAAAGAGAGUACCAGUUCAGGGCAACAACUGUUUCGUCCUCCGUUUAAAAGACGAGAUUGAGCUGUGGGUCACGAAAGCUUUCGUUGACACCUCAACAUGCUGCAAAUCGACGUUCGAUAAGAUCACUAAAAAACAAACAAGCCAGACGACAUACGAACCCGAUUUCUGCUGAGGGCGCCUUCAGUUGUAAACGUCUGCGACAAUGCAUCUCAAUAAAUUGUUUGAAAAUGUC